AUGAACCAUGAAAACACAGCCCUGAUAUCCUUGAAGGAGGCAAUGAAAAGAGUAGACAACAAGCUCCAAACUCUAGAUGCACAGUUCAAAGAACUAGACAUUACCAAGGAUAAACUGACACAGCAAUUUGAACACCAUAGCAAGACUUUGGCAAGCCAAGCAGCCCAGGAUGAGAUAUGGACAGCGGUUCUGGCCCUCGGGUUCACCUCAAUGGAACUGAAUAUUUUAUACAGCUAUGUCAUUGAAGUCCUUAUUUGCUUGCACACUCGAGUGCUUCAGAAGCUUCCAGACCUGGUGAGAAGUCUUCCGACCUUAGCCUCUGUCCUUAGAAGAAAAGUCAAGAACAAGCAUGUUAGAACCGUGUGGGAGUCAGUCCUGGAGGAGUAUGGGCUACAAGAGAGAGACGUCACAGUGCUCUGUACCUUCUUCAUUGCGCAUGGCGACAAAGCAGAACACUACGCUGCUAAUGUACGACAGAUGUACAUCAAAGAUGUUACGUUCAUGAUCACCAACAUGGUAAAGAACCAGGCUCUGCAGGAUGGAUUGCUGCGGGCUGUUCAGGUCAUUGAGAAGGGGAAAGCAGUGAGGACCUCUGAAAACCAAAGGGCAUCCCUGAAAGAGUUGAUAGCAUCAGCCAAAGAUUGA
Arvicola amphibius (Eurasian water vole) is the source of this 645-nucleotide messenger RNA. It is a transcript of the gene Smco1, whose product is annotated as single-pass membrane protein with coiled-coil domains 1. The record is from RefSeq and is a predicted model, not a curated record. The transcript has 3 exons. Bases 1 to 645 code for a protein of 214 amino acids. Lineage: Eukaryota; Metazoa; Chordata; Mammalia; Rodentia; Cricetidae.